GACUCUCAUAUCACAGAUAUCGCAGUGCCCGCCUAAAAUCUUGAUUCUGAUACUGUGGCAAAUCCUUCCCUCAUUGAAGCACAUGUUAUUCCUCUCUCAGUUGGUUUAUUAUAGUUCUAGAUAGUAAUUUUUAUUCUUUUGAUUAAAGUGAAAUAGUGCUCCUACACCAUGGCCGACUUGGACGACUUUUUUGCGAAGAAAGACCGUAAGAAGAGCAAAACUACUAAGAAAUUUACAACCACUGAUGACCUCGCCAAAAAGCUGGAAGAAACGUCCAAAAAAACAGAGAAACUAAAGAAAGAGAAAAUGACUGCCUCAUCAGUCCCUACAAACAACUUAGCUCAGGACAUAGUUGCUGAUGAAACUGCAGCUCCUGCAUUCAAUGAUGAGGAUGAAUGGAAAGAGUUCACGGAGGAGAAAAAAGACUACUCAAGUCUGAAAAUUCAGCACCUCCAAAUUUCGGAGAAUGAUGCAGAAAAUGGGGAUCAAAACGAUAGCAAUUAUGAUGGCUUUGAUGAAGAAGGAAAUGAAACCCAGCCUGGGAGCAGACGCAAGCAAGGGCCAUGGAAAAUGGUUGCGCCUCAGCCGCAGGCACAGCCUGAGCCGGAACCGGAACCCAAACCAGCAGAAGUGCCUCCAGCUGCUCAGCCUGCCUCAGGGAAAUACAUAAGUCCAGCUUUAAGGCAAGCAAUGAUGCAAGAAAAACAGUUACAAAGAGCUUCAUUGAAAAAUCUGAAGAAAGGACAAACACCUGAUCUUGGAGAUGUUUCAUCAUUUCCAACUUUAGACCAAGCCAAGAAAGCACCAGCUUCAACAUCAGCUUGGGGAAAAAAGAGAACAGACGAGCCUCAGCAGCCAUCAGCACUCCCUCGUGAUAGUAGAACAAUACGUGGACCUCCAUCUUUCAAUAGGUCAUCGAAUUCAGACUACAAUAGAUCGGACAGAGACUACAAUAGAUCCGACUACAAUAGAUCCGACUAUAAUAGAUCCGACUACAACAGAUCAGACUACAACCGGUCAGACAGAUCUGAUUACAAUAGACCAUCCGAUAACAGAUAUGACUCAUUGCGUGACAACCGAAGCUGAAUUGGAAUUAGUGUAGAACAAUUGUCUAGGGGUUUUUAUCGUCUUUGUUAUUUUUUAAAGUUUUCGAUUUUUUUAACUCCUGUUCCGCCUCUGCCUCUGUGCGUUCCACAGAGAGUCUACAGAUAGCAAUAAUUAAGAGGAAAUUACACUUCCAAAGAAUCCUGCUUACUCUCUUACUUAGAAGUUUACUUAAUAUGCAUUCAAGUUUAUUCUUUAGCAUUUAUUAUAACUGUUUGAAUUUUUGUAUUUUUUAUCUAAAUUAGCUGUAUCAGUAAUGAGUAGACAAGGAAGAAAUGUAAAGCGGUGUCUUCAAGAUCCUGAUUUGCUAUUUGUUAAAUUUAAUCUUGCGUGAAGACUUAAAUAUGUAACAAGUUUUGAUAGUAUUGACCUCGUUUGUAAAACCAGGAAUCUAAUCGGAAUAACUCGGAAAAUCGUUUCAUACCUUUGGAAGUAAAAAUGCAACCUGAGAAAAUAUGACUUUUGAUUAAUGAUAUUUGUAGAAAUUCUGUGGAACUUUUUUAUAUAGUUUUUGUUUUUUUUAUUCAUUUUUUUUUAUCACUACCUCCGAUUAAAUCUUAUAAUGAGCACGAUGAGCGUCUUCUCUCAAGAUACUUAAAACUGUUCAGAAAGUAAUGUUAAAGGAAACACUUUUCCAUUUUUUUCCCAUCACUGUUCAUUUAUUCUCUUUUUUUAAACUAGUGUAUCAUAAUUUCAUUAUUAAGUACGUAAAUUUUCUCAGCAUUAAUUUUUUCUCUUCAUUCAAUAGCUUUUGAAGCAAUAAAACUUCAAAAUUGAUCAUUGUCCAUUAGAGCAUAGUAUAUCAACUUCAGCUAAGACUGCUUGUCAACCAACUUUUUUUAGUGAUCACUCUAAAACAUGACUUGUCUAAAAAAUCCAGCAACAGAAACCCUCAACUGUUUUGUAAAAAACUUUUCAUCGGUUGCUCAAAAAUAUAAAUAUGUAACUUCAGUCUUAAGUCUUCAAUUUUAUAUCUCAAUUUCCUUUGUUUUGGGACUAACUAAUGUCAGUAUUAGUUAUUGUAUCAGCAUUUUACCCCAGCAUUUAGUAUUUUUCAAAGAAUUAACAGCCAUUUCUAAACAAAUCUAACAUUUUUUGAAAUCAAAACCUUAUACUCUUUCUUGGAUCUCAGAAUUCAGAAAUAUCUGCUUACUGUCAUACACAAUUCAUCCACUGUUGUUUAGUUUCACCGUUUCUUGUAUUUUCUAACCUCUAUUAGUCGACGCCAUCUUUCAAAUAGGUUUGCAGCAUUCUCUUCAUUCAUUUUCUAUGUGAAGAGCCUGUUUGAUUGAUUCAAAACAGUCUAUAAAAUUGCAAGCGAGUUCAUAUGUGACCAUCCGCAGUUGUCAAUUUUUUAAGAGAGCUGAUUCUAAUAGAUUUGGAUGGAAAAAAGAAGAUUUAACUUUCCGAUGGAGAACACUCUCCUGUAUUCAGAAUAAAAAGUUACUAGUGGCUCAGUUUAUAUUUGUACCAAUUGAAGGAGUAAAGUUCUAUAAUCGUA
Molecule: messenger RNA, 2605 nt
Organism: Bemisia tabaci
Lineage: Eukaryota; Metazoa; Arthropoda; Insecta; Hemiptera; Aleyrodidae
Product: protein CDV3 homolog
Cellular component (GO): cytoplasm
Source: RefSeq, a predicted model, not a curated record